Messenger RNA from Marasmius oreades (fairy-ring Marasmius), 396 nucleotides. RefSeq lists its product as uncharacterized. The transcript has 3 exons. The coding region runs from base 1 to 396 and encodes 131 amino acids. The record is from RefSeq and is a predicted model, not a curated record. Gene Ontology annotation, cellular component: fungal-type cell wall. Gene Ontology annotation, molecular function: structural constituent of cell wall. Lineage: Eukaryota; Fungi; Basidiomycota; Agaricomycetes; Agaricales; Marasmiaceae.
AUGAAACGACAUUCUAUUCCUCACUCGAACACUCUACAUCGUCUGUUCAAGUACUACACCUCUCUCAUCAUGUUAUUCAACAAAGUCUUUGCUCUCUCUGCCCUCACUACCCUUGCUGCUGCCACAGCCAUUCCACGAGGUGGAGGUGGAGGUGAUAGCGGUACCCAAUGCUGCCAACAGGUCGAAUCGGCUCAGUCCGCCAGUGCGGUAGCGCUUCUUGCCCUGCUCGGGAUCGUCCUGAACGACCUCGACGUCCUCGUUGGCAUCAACUGUAGCCCCAUCACUGUCAUUGGCGGCCAAAACGGUGCAUGCUCUACUGGAACUACCGCAGUCAAUUGCGCCGACAACAGCCACGGAGGUCUCAUUGACAUCGGAUGUGUUCCCGUCAUCGUCUAA